AUGACGAUGGAGGGCCAAAACGGAAGCCGUCUACACAGUCCGCCUGAUUACCAUUUCGGAAACACCACCACACCUCUCUACGUCCUUGCAGUGUCUACGCUGGGAUGGGUUUCCUACUCCGAAAAGACAUCCGCUAAACCGCAGGAGGAGGCGGUCGUUGCCACGGAGACGGAGGCAGCACCAGCCGAGUCGACGGGGCCAACGAGUCUCGAUGUCGUCGAGGUGGGAACCAAAGAGGUGCCUGUUGUCCACACAGAGACAAAAACUAUCACCUAUGAGUCUGCAGAGGGUGAAACUAACGGUGACGUAGACCCUGGGGUGUUGCUGAGUGCUCAGACCAUCACCUCGGAAACCACUAGCACCACGACAACCACACACAUCACAAAGAUGGUGAAAGGAGGAAUAUCGGAGACGAGAAUUGAGAAAAGGAUCGUCAUCACGGGAGACUCAGACAUCGACCACGAUGAGGCUCUGGCUCAGGCCAUAAAGGAGGCUAAAGAACAGCAUCCUGACAUGUCAGUGACCAAAGUAGUGGUUCAUAAAGAGACAGAGAUCACGCCAGAGGAGGGGGAGGACUGACCCAGGAGUAACACUGAGGGCUGUUUUCUGUUCAACCUCCCAGAAUCCACCUCCACCAUAAUACUCCGAGACUCUCAGAAGACUAGAACGGCUCCUACUCUCCGAAUGCUGCAGCUCUCCGCUAGUCGCAAACCAUCACC
Messenger RNA from Notothenia coriiceps (black rockcod), 719 nucleotides. RefSeq names its product band 4.1-like protein 3. Gene Ontology annotation, molecular function: actin binding; structural molecule activity. The record is from RefSeq and is a predicted model, not a curated record. Gene Ontology annotation, biological process: actomyosin structure organization. The coding region runs from base 1 to 579 and encodes 192 amino acids. The transcript has 9 exons. Lineage: Eukaryota; Metazoa; Chordata; Actinopteri; Perciformes; Nototheniidae. Gene Ontology annotation, cellular component: cytoskeleton; plasma membrane.